AAUUUCCUCGAAAAUAUGGUAAAAGGAAUAACACCCGAGAAAGCUAUCCAUAUUACUUGGUUGAGCGUAGCCUUAACUUUGUGUUGGCCGCUUUCUGUCAAUAGUGGCAAAACUCAAGUGUUCGUUUUCAGAGUGUUACAGAUAAUUAGUAUUGUCAGCGCUUGCAUGCUGCUCCUCCCUUUGUCAUAUUCGAUUUAUCUGCAUACGGACGAUGUUAUCGUAUUUUUAAGAACUAUCAUCGUGUUUGUAGGUGUGGCUCAAAAUAUUAUUCAAACUGUCAUAUGCUUUGUAAAGUACUAUCCUCUACAACAUGUAAUCGAAGAGAUGAAAAUCUGCGUAAAAGAAGCGCAAAAAUACGAGAUAGAAAUUUUCCAGAAAUAUAUCGCGAAACUUAAAACUGUUUGGGGAUGUAGCAUAACGUGUAUGUACUUGACCGCUUUGGCAUUUACAAUUGGGCCUGUAUUCAUGUCAACUCCUCUUCCAUGCGAUGCGGAAUAUCCGUUUCAACUUAAUUAUACACCCGUAUUCGCCAUCGUAUAUUUCCAUCAAUCUUUCCUUAGCUAUCAGUGUCUCGCACAUAUGUGCAUAAGCAUGUUCGGAUCACUUUUACUUUGGUUCACGGCAGCAAGGUUUGAGUGUUUAUGCGUUGAAUUGCAGAACGCCACUGAUAUCGAUAUGCUGAUCGUUUGCAUUAAAAAGCAACUACAUUUACGAAGGUAUGCAAAAAAAGUGAUUAAUGGAUUUCGUUUUAUAAUAUUUAAUGCCAUUGGACUGAGCACACUUGUCCUUACUUUAGCCGGUAUUAUAUUAAUUACGGUAAGAAGAUUAAUUAUAACUUUUCGUAAUAAUAACAGACUAACUAAUAAAAUUCAUAAACAGAAUGUACCAAAAAUUUUGAAAUAUCAAUUUGUAAUUGUAUGUAUGACCCUAUUAGCAGAAAUUUAUAUGUAUACAUGGCCAGCCGAUUAUAUGACAGAUAUGAGUGUAAAUGUUUCACGAAAAGUAUACGAUUCAAUGUGGUAUAAACAAACAUUAAAAAUGCAAAAGAAUUUAUUGAAAGUAUUGAUAUUUCAACGACCAGUAAGUUUAUCUAUCAGUUGUAUAUUGCCAGAGCUUACAUUACGUUAUUAUUGCUCGUAUCUAUCCAAUGUUUUCUCUAUUUUCGCUGCUUUGCGUGUCGUCAUAGAAGAUAAUAUAUAAUAAGUAUUCUUAAACUAUUAUUUUGAUAAUGCAAUAAUGUAUAAUAUUAAUACUUUCUAGUCUAGAAAU
Molecule: messenger RNA, 1269 nt
Organism: Apis florea (little honeybee)
Lineage: Eukaryota; Metazoa; Arthropoda; Insecta; Hymenoptera; Apidae
Source: RefSeq, a predicted model, not a curated record